Onychostoma macrolepis is the source of this 2830-nucleotide messenger RNA. RefSeq lists its product as uncharacterized. Bases 314 to 1819 code for a protein of 501 amino acids. The transcript has 7 exons. The record is from RefSeq and is a predicted model, not a curated record. Lineage: Eukaryota; Metazoa; Chordata; Actinopteri; Cypriniformes; Cyprinidae.
GUCACAGAUCACGUGGUUAUAGAAAACGAAAGCUUCUGUACAGCGCUUCAGUGAGAUGUUUCGUUUUCUUUUUCUUUUCUUUGUUUUUUUUUUUUUCGUCACACCACUAAGAAACACCGAUCAGUGUAUAUAGUUUACUGUAGGCUAUUUUGUGAGAUAUUUGCAUUUGUCGCUCGGUUUGAAUGCGGCUCAGGAAUGAAGAACGCAUUGAGAUUCAGCUGAACAGAACACUAUUAAAUUAUUUCCAUCGAUCAUCUGUAUUACAUUCACAGCUCUACAAAAAACAAACAAACAAAAAAACAACAACAGCAACAUGCAGAUGAUAUUAUUGUUGUCUCUGUUACUUCUGGGCGGUGUGUUCAGUGCAGAAACAGAUGAGAAAGUGUCAGUGAUGGAGGGAGAUUCUUUCACUCUACACACUAAUCUUUCUGAAAUACAGAACGAUGACACAAUACUAUGGUUGUUUGGGCCUAAAGAAUCUGUCAUUUCUCAAAUAACCAGAAAGAGCGACUUGACCUCAUUUUUUGUGACCGAUGAUGUGAAAUUCAAAGGUAGAUCGCAGGUGGAUCAAGACACUGGCUCUCUCACCAUCAGAAACACCAGAAAGAGACUCUCGGGACAAUAUAAACUAACAAUCUCAAGAGAAAAAAUCACAUCCAGGAUAUUUAGUGUGGAUGUUUUUGGUGUGGUUGCUGAGACGGGUGGAGUGAAGUCGGUAUCAGUGAUGGAGGGAGAUUCUGUCACUCUACAGAAUGAUGUUACUAAAUUAAAGGAGGAUGAUCUGAUUGUGUGGAGGUUUGGAGAUAAAGGCAUCCUCCUGGCUAAUAUUGACGUAGAAACGAAUGAGGCCUCUAUAAAUGUUGAUGAUGAGCGAUUCAGGGAGCGACUACAAUUAAAUCAGACUGGAUCUCUGACCAUCAAAAACGCCAGAGCCGAACACGCGGGACUUUAUGAAGUACAGAUCAGAGGCCGUGAGAGCUCGCAGCAAUUCCUUCUUUCUGUCAGUGCUGUUCCUGAUCCGGGUCUGUCUACAGAUGUCAUAGCUGGAAUAGUUGUUGCUGUUCUGCUGGUGGCUGCACUUUUAGCUGUAGUUGUGAUUUACUAUCGCCACAGGAUCUCUAAACUACAAAAACAAGUGGCUGAAGAAAAGACAGAGUCAGGGGAGGAAGGGAGAUCUGUCAAACUAGAGACUGGUACUGAACUACGGAAAGGUGAUGAGAUAAAGUGGUGGUUUGAGGAUCACAUCCUCAUUGAACUCACAAGAAAGACCAGUAAAAAAAAUGAUACAGAAUGUGAUGUUGCUGAUGGGAGAUUCAGAAACAAACUGGUGCUGGAUGACAAGACUGGAGAUCUUAUCAUCAAUAACAUCAGGAGCAUUCACUCUGGACUCUACAAACUACAGAUCAGCCACAAAAACGGAAAAACCAAAUACAUGAGAUUCAUUGUUACAGUCACUGUGAAGGAAGUGCCAGCGAAGAUCGGAGAACCCGUCACUCUAGACUCUGGUCUUGAAACACUGAGCGGUGAUCUGAUACUGUGGACGUUUGGAGCUAAAAACUGUCUCGUUAUUAAAGGCGAAUCAGGAACGACGAUUAGGGAGAGAUCCGGAGACAGACUGCAGCUGGAUCAUCAGACUGGAUCUCUGACCAUCACGAACAUCACAGAUACAGACUUUGGACUUUUUCAACUACAGAUCAUCAACAGGGAACGGACCAGAUACAGGAGAUUCAAUGUGACUGAUUCUGACUCCAGAGAGAACCGAGAGAAUGAAUUAGCGACUGUAGAGAUACCGCUGUUGAAUGGAGAGGAUGUUGGAUGAAGUGAAUGAGGAGGAGGGGAUGAGUUCACUUUAAUAACAUAAGACCCGCCCACAAGUGUCAAUCAUUCUGACAUCAUCAACAUUUCAGUUCCAGCUACAACAACAAAACAUUUUUAAUUUGAAAGAUGCUAUGUGUUAUUACUCUGACUCUACCAACAAAUCUAAAAAUAUAUAUUUUCAUUUUUUUAUUUUGUUUGGCAAUUUUUUUAUCCAUAAACAAAAAUGUAUGGGCUCAGUUCCUGCUCUUUCACAUUUUCUGAUUGAAGUUUACUCACUGCUCAUCUUUUUGACUAGCAAUAAAAAAAUGUGUCAGGUUUUUGAAACUAUAUGAAAAAUGCAUUUCUAUCGACUCUAAGUUCAGACAGUUCUCUUUCAUUGCUCUUUUAUUUUAUUUAUUAUUAAUAUAUUAUUAUAUUUUCCCCUUAUUAUAAGCUGCCUACCCCUUUAUUUUGUUUUAAUUUUCCUAAUCGGGUGUAUACAGUUAUUCUUACUUAUAUCCUCUUUUCUUUGAUAAUGUUCUCCUGAAGAUGUUUGUAUAUUUUCAUCUUUUUUUUAUAAAAAAAAAAACCAACAAAACAUUUUUCUGCUUUUAUGAGCCUCUAAUACUGGAUGUUAAAAUAUGUCCUCAGAGCGGUUUACUGUUUGUUUGUGGCCAGGUUGGUGGCAGUCGCAUUAUAUUUUGGCUAUGAGUGAAAUGCAGGUCGGCGGUCUUAGCCGUGAGCAGUUCCCCACCGAACACGACUCCAGCUCGGGCACGAGAACCAGCGCCGUUACGGUGGAAACAGAGAGUGGUCGACUACAAGUGAAUUACUUCUGUUUAAUGUCUAAUUUUUUAUUGCUAAUGUUUGCUAAACAAGUUUAAAUAGGCAAUAUGUAUAGCCUACGUAAAAAAAAUAAACUCAGUCGGGUCACUUUAGACCCAUGAUGUGCAUCAAAUGGUUAAUAAGACAUUUUAUCAAAGCAAUAUUUCUCUAACCAUUGUAUUCGCUGUUUUUAUAUAAUAAACACCAG